CUUUAACUUCCACCUGCACAUUGACUUCAACAGACUAAGCAAGGCUCACCUUCAGAGCUGUCCUCCACUGCAAACAAUGGCCGCCUCUGUCAUUCAGCAGUCCGCGUUCGCCGGCCAGACUGCCCUGAAGCAGUCGAAUGAGCUCGUCCGCAAGAUAGGGAGCUUCGGGGGCGGCCGCGUCUCCAUGAGACGGACCGUGAAGAGCACUCCUCAGAGCAUCUGGUACGGACCUGACCGCCCAAAAUACUUGGGCCCAUUCUCCGAGCAGACCCCCUCGUACUUGACCGGAGAGUUCCCUGGUGACUACGGGUGGGACACUGCUGGUCUCUCAGCUGACCCCGAGACCUUUGCCAAGAACCGCGAGCUCGAGGUGAUCCACUGCCGGUGGGCCAUGCUGGGAGCCCUGGGGUGCGUCUUCCCUGAGAUCCUUGCGAAGAAUGGAGUCAAGUUCGGCGAGGCCGUCUGGUUCAAGGCUGGAGCCCAGAUCUUCUCUGAAGGCGGGCUCGACUACUUGGGCAACCCAAACCUGAUCCACGCCCAGAGCAUUCUCGCCAUCUGGGCCUGCCAAGUCGUGCUCAUGGGACUCAUUGAAGGAUACCGGGUUGGUGGUGGCCCCCUUGGCGAAGGGCUCGACCCAAUUUACCCCGGUGGUGCAUUCGACCCACUUGGAUUGGCAGAUGACCCUGAAGCUUUUUCUGAGUUGAAGGUGAAGGAGAUCAAGAAUGGAAGGCUUGCUAUGUUCUCUAUGUUUGGGUUCUUCGUCCAAGCCAUUGUCACCGGAAAGGGCCCCAUUGAGAACCUCUACGACCAUGUGGCGGACCCAGUGGCCAACAAUGCUUGGGCCUACGCCACUAACUUCGUCCCUGGGAAAUGAAGAGGCUUUUAAAUGACAUAUACCUCUCAGCUGUCUGUGCCAUUCAUGAAGAUUAUUCAGCAGAAACUGAUGUAAUCUUGUAGCCGAGACCUGCUUUCUGAUGAAACUGUUGUAUGAGAAAAGACCACCGUUCUCCUAUAUGCUCCGAGUAAAAUCUUCGAUGCAUUGUGCUGCUUCAUCGAAUCUA
Messenger RNA from Punica granatum (pomegranate), 1061 nucleotides. The record is from RefSeq and is a predicted model, not a curated record. NCBI's taxonomy places the organism in Eukaryota, Viridiplantae, Streptophyta, Magnoliopsida, Myrtales, Lythraceae.